Diatraea saccharalis (sugarcane borer) is the source of this 1342-nucleotide messenger RNA. The record is from the annotation of a GenBank genome assembly. Lineage: Eukaryota; Metazoa; Arthropoda; Insecta; Lepidoptera; Crambidae.
GCCAGUGAUCAUAAUGGGAGUCAGUUGUGUGGUGGCUGUGUUGGCUUUGGCCACCGUCGCAUCUGCUACUAUAGGUGACAAUACCUUGGAUGCAGAGAGAGUAGUGCUAGUAGCACCAGUUUUAGCACCCCCAAGAGACUCUAAAACUCACGUCACGGAUAGAGCGAGGCAGUUCCCGAUUCUAGUCCUACUAGCUCAGAAUCACCAUGAGUACAGCCGGCCUGAACCUAAGUCGUUGGAAAGGAACCCUCGACCUAUCUAUGUACAGAAAUUAGAAGAUCAAGUAAGAGAGGACGGCGGUCGUCUUAACCGGCAGAAAAGAACAUUAAAGAAAAAGUUACUGGGGCUCGGUGGGUUAGGCUUUGGUGGCGGGUUCGGGUACGGGGGUGGAUAUGGAGGUGGAUUCUCUGGAGGACAUGGUGGAUACGACGGGGGGUAUCACCAGCCAUCACAGACUAUUAUUGUAGUGAAAGAGCGCGGUCGCAAGCAUGGCCAUGGACAUCACGGCGGAGGUAAUUACAUUCCCGGCGGUGGCAAUUACGGCCCAGGUUACGGCAAUGGCGGUGGUUACGGAGGCGGCUUCGGUGGCGGUUACGGCGGAGGCGGAGGCGGAGGUGGGGGUGGAGGUGGAGGAGGAGGUGGAGGCGGUGGAUAUGGAUACGGCGGUGGAUAUGGCGGGGGUUACGGAAACGGGGGAUCGCCCGGCGGGUUUGGUGGCUAUUCACAGCAAGGUGGAUGUGGCGGCGGAUGUGGUGGAAAUUAUGGCGGAAGCUAUUCUACUGCAACCGCUACAGCGACUGCCACAGCACAAUCUGGUUCAUACGGGUACGGUAAGAAGCGUUAGCUGAAGCUUUAGACCUCCUAUAUAGGUCGGUGUAUAUUUGACGGAAGAUCCUUCAACUGUGCACACUCAACCGAUGAUCCGUCUGUGCGGCGAGCGUAUUACGCAUUCAUUCAUUAAUACACUCAACGUGUUUUCCAUCAGAUUUGCAUCGACCAUUAUAUGACAUGUGAACUGUGAUUUUAUGGUGACAGGACAAUAUUCGCUAGACACCAAAAUAGCUUUAGGCCAGAGACGAUUUUUCUAGACUUUUUUAUGGAAAAAAAAUAUAAUUUAUUUUCUUAGUACGAAUUUUUUUCACAUAAAAUUGUUCUUGAAACUAUGCUUCUUUAAAAUAAGAAUCCACCUUUCUUUUUUAAUUUGUGAGCAAUGUGUAAUGAGUUCUUAUUUUUAAAGUUUAGAUAUAUAAUGUUAAUCUCUAGUAUUAAGCUUAAAAUGCUCCAAAAAUUUACCAAUCAUAUAUUUCUGUUGAUUAAGAAAUUAAAUGGCUUUACAUGGUGC